AUGAUGCAGCUGCAUCGUAGCCUCGCACGGAAGUGGACCCCGCCAUCGGCCUGCCGCGGCUGCAUUGCCGUUGAAGCUGAGCUCACCGACGUUGGCCGAGCGGCGGGCGGCAACAGCUCCAACACUUCGUCACUCUUUUCUCCUCCGAAACCCCUCUACUCGGAGCCCAUGUCGCUAUUCGCGGGCCAGCGCAUCCUUGCUCGCUGGAAUUCUUCCAAGGCCGCAGACCCAAUACCUUCCAAGUCCGAUGCAGCGAAAGCAUCACCCGACUCCAAAUCUCAACCUGACUCACCUGUCAAACCGUCCACUGCUCCCGCCUCAUCGUCUGGUAUCUUUGCAAAAGUCCGCGAUGCCCUUCUCAAGUCGGCCUCCAAAGCAGCUUCCCGUAAUGGCACCGGUUCGGGCUCAGAAGAAACAGUCGCCCCUCCUACCUACCCAGACAUGAAGCGUCUCUUCUCCCUUGCAGGACCGGAGCGCAAGACCCUCGUCUUCGGCCUCUGCCUCCUCCUUGUAUCGGCAAGCAUAUCCCUCCUCGUCCCCUUCGCCAUCGGCAAAGUUAUCGACUUCUUCACCUCCUCUCAGGACGAGAAAGGUGGUGAAAAGACCAUCUUUGGUCUCGGCUUUAAGUCCGUCGCAGCACUGAUGGUCUUCGUCUUUGCGACUGGAGCGGCAGCUAGGGCGGGCUCGUCCAUCAUGCUCAAUUUGGCGGGAGUGCGCAUCGUGCAAGCGAUCAGGCAGCGCUGCUUUGGAAAUGCAGUCAAGCAGGAAGUUGAGUGGGCCGACAAGUCGCACGGGGAUGUUAUCUCGCGACUGUCGGUAGACACGUCCAUUGUGGGCGAUGCCGUCACGUACGAGCUGGGCGACGGAUUGAGGGCAGGCUUGACGGUUCUCUUCUCUGGCACGACGAUGUUUCUCAUCUCUCCCGCCCUCACGCUCUUGAUGAUGGCUGUCGUGCCCCCCGCUGCUAUCGGCGCCGUCUUCUACGGGCGAUACCUGCGCGACUUGACAAACAAGGUGCAAGAGGCCGUAGGACAGAUGACACGGACAGCGGAGGAGCGUUUGAACUCGCAGGCUUUCCGAACGGUGACGGCCUUCAACGCGCAGCGCAGCGAGCAACGCCGCUUCGAUGAGAAGGUCAACUCGAUCGCCAAGCUGGAGACAAAGGAGACGUACGCCACUGGCUUCUUCUACGCCGGCACGGGAUUUGUGGGCAACUGCUCUAUCCUCGUCCUCCUGACAUACGGAGGUACCCUGGUGUCGCGCGGCGUCAUCACAGUGGGCGACCUCACAUCUCUACUCAUGUACACCGCCUAUCUCGGCGGUGGUCUGGCCAACUUGACUUCCUUCUUCGCCUCCCUCAUGAAGGGCGUCGGAGCCGGAGCGCGUGUGUUCCAGCUAGUUGACAGGGAGAGCGAGAUCAAGCUUGACCAGGGACGCGAUCUCACUGAAGCAGAGAAGCGAUCAGCGCGCAUCGAGUUCAAGAAUGUGCACUUCGAGUACCCCUCCCGCCCUGGAGUCAAGGUGCUGGAUGGGGUUGACCUCACAAUCGAGAGGGGAGAAUCCGUCGCUCUCGUCGGAGGGAGCGGUGUAGGCAAAUCGUCUGUCCACUCCCUCCUACUCCGCUACUACGACCCGACACAUGGCAGCAUCACCUACGGCGGGGCGCCUAUCACCGACAUCCUCCCUGCAGCUUUGCGAGACCAACUCGCCGUAGUCACGCAGGACCCGAUCCUCUUUGCCGGUACAGUCUUCGACAACAUUGCGUACGGGUCCGACCCGACCCCCUCUCGCCAGCAGGUGGAAGAGGCAGCGAAGAUGGCCAACUGUUGGGAGUUUAUCGAGCAGUUGCCCAAGGGACUCGAUACUGAGAUCGGGGCAAGGCAGCUCUCCGGUGGACAGAGGCAACGUGUGGCUAUUGCGAGGGCUCUUUGCCGACGGCCCAAAGUGUUGCUCCUGGAUGAGGCGACUAGCGCGCUUGAUGCGGCGUCGGAGCAUUUGGUCAACCAGUCGAUCAGCGAGAUCAUUCGCAAGGGAGACAUCACGGUCUGGAUCGUGGCGCAUCGUCUCAGUACGAUCAGGAGUGCGCAGCGUAUUGUAGUGCUCAAAGGCGGAAAGAUCGUAGAGAGUGGCUCCUUUGAGGCACUAGACAAGCCGGGCAGCGCGUUCAGGCAGUUGAUUGGGAGUCAGAUCGAGAGGGACGAUGAGGGCGCAAGUGAAGUGGUGGAAGACGUGGAGCAGCAGCAACGAGAGAUCCCAUCUAGCGUGAGCGCGGCAUCGCCAAGUGGGCGUCGCUCCUUGCACACCUCGGCUCGUCAGCGCCAGUCCAACUCUGGAGAGAAGGCUCGCGACGAGCAAUUGCACUUCGUCUCCUCUGGCCCUGCGUCCAUCUCAUCCUCAUCCUGUCGCCACCCAGCGAUUCCCUCCAAGCCCACCUGGUCAGUCACCUCCCUCCUCUCCUCUGCAAGCGAAGACGAAGGCUUCACGACCGCCCAGCUCGCCCAUCUGCACAAGCUUUGCGCGCUCGAGAUGCCUACCGAUCCGGAGGAGGUGCAGAAGCUCAAAGAUGAGAUGCGCGAAACGAAGCGAUUGAUCGAUGUGGUCAGGCGGACGCCGAAGCUUGACUUGAGGGAAGACGAGGAGGGGACGGUGGGGCUAGUGGAUGGGCGGGUAAGGGAUGAGAUGCGACACGAGUACGAGGAGAUGGACCAAGAGGUGGAAAGGCAGGAGGUGAAGAUAGAUGAGGAGGAAGGAACGCGCAUUCUCUCGACGGACGAAGCAUUGAAGGGUGCAAAGAGGACGAGAAGAGGAUUCUUUGUUGUUGAGAAGGGGGCGGGAGGCGCAAAGGAGGAGGAGUAG
Messenger RNA from Jaminaea rosea, 2856 nucleotides. RefSeq lists its product as hypothetical. Gene Ontology annotation, biological process: transmembrane transport. The record is from RefSeq and is a predicted model, not a curated record. The transcript is spliced from 4 exons. Gene Ontology annotation, molecular function: ATP binding; ATP hydrolysis activity; ABC-type oligopeptide transporter activity. Gene Ontology annotation, cellular component: membrane. Bases 1 to 2856 code for a protein of 951 amino acids. NCBI's taxonomy places the organism in Eukaryota, Fungi, Basidiomycota, Exobasidiomycetes, Microstromatales.